AUGGACAUCAAACCCGAAUCGCAUAUCGGCAGUGGUUCGGUGACUAUUAAUACCGAGGCCAACAGCGAUGAUAAGUUGCCUGAUGAGGAGACGUCCCAUACGAAGCGGAGCGAUUCGCUGACCAAGCAACCAUCCCACAUCGUGGGCGGCAAGGAUCAUGAUCAGUUGGACAAGCGUGAAAUGCGGUUGCAGAUAAAUCGGGAAGCAUCCCGCAGGUACCGGCAAAAAAAAGCGGAAUACAUCAAGCUGCUUGAAAAUCGAGUGGCAGAGCUGCAGCUCCAGAACAUGGCCCUCUUCGAAGUGCUGACAGAGCAGAAAAGUGCCAGAAUCGCCCAGAACACCGAUAGCAGCCGCCAAUAG
Molecule: messenger RNA, 360 nt
Organism: Anopheles bellator
Lineage: Eukaryota; Metazoa; Arthropoda; Insecta; Diptera; Culicidae
Product: cyclic AMP-dependent transcription factor ATF-1-like
Exons: 1
Coding region: 1-360 (119 amino acids)
Biological process (GO): regulation of transcription by RNA polymerase II
Cellular component (GO): transcription regulator complex; nucleus
Molecular function (GO): DNA-binding transcription factor activity, RNA polymerase II-specific; RNA polymerase II cis-regulatory region sequence-specific DNA binding
Source: RefSeq, a predicted model, not a curated record